AUGAUCCCGGGUAUGGGUAUGGCUACACCGAUGGGCCUAGCAGCUGCCCAGGCGCCCUUUCACCCUAUGGCCGCAGUGGCUGCAGCUGCUGCCGUAGGAAUGGGCGCUAAACCGGAAGAGAAAAACGAUGAUCGUAAUUCCAGUCGAACCUCACGACCUCGUUCCAGCACUCCGGAAACAAGUCAGAAACGGCCAAAGGUUGAAUCGGAGGAUGGUGAUGUUGAGCUGGAGAUUGACGUGCAGAACGAUGAUCCAUCCAUAACAAACGGUGUGAAUUUGAAGAAGGAUGGACGUGACAGUACGCAGUCUGUUUCGUCCAGUGAUUCGAUACCGGGCAAAGCUCGAAUCCCGAAUGCACUGGCAUCGGCCGAUAUGAACGCAAUGGCAUCGAUGGCUGCCGCCUCGACGAUGCUUGCCAAUCCAGCGCUGGCUUCGUUCGCUGGGCGAGCAGCGUUGCCGGGAAUGCUCGACCCGCAUGCGCAGGCUCGUUUCAUGGCCGGAAUGAGUCAGGCUGGCGCAAUGCCAAACGGGAAGCCAGCCUAUAGCUACAAAACAACCGAAAGUGGCCAGCUUCAGCCGGUAACAUUCCCACAUGAUGCUCUGAUGGGCCCGGGAAUUCCACGAAUAGCCCGAAAGGUGCACGAUCUGCAGCAUGGUGAAGUGGUCUGUGCGGUAACAAUCUCACAUCAAAAUCGACAUGUCUAUACUGGUGCGCUGGCUUCGUUCGCUGGGCGAGCAGCGUUGCCGGGAAUGCUCGACCCACAUGCGCAGGCUCGUUUCAUGGCCGGAAUGAGUCAGGCUGGCGCGAUGCCAAACGGAAAGCCAGCCUAUAGCUACAAAACAACCGAAAGUGGCCAGCUGCAGCCGGUAACAUUCCCACAUGAUGCUCUGAUGGGCCCCGGAAUUCCACGAAUAGCCCGAAAGGUGCACGAUCUGCAGCAUGGUGAAGUGGUCUGUGCAGUUUGGGAUAUUUCACGGGCCGAAACAUCCAAGAAUGCGAUCUCAACAUUAGAGUGCCUGAAGGACAAUUACAUACGCUCGUGCAAAUUGUUCAACGACGGUUCCACACUGAUUACCGAAAAAGUGAAAAUCGAAUUGGACAGUGAAGCGCAAGCAUGCUAUGCGCUGGCAAUUUCGCACGACAACAAGCUGUGCUUCUCGUGCUCGGCUGAUGGAAAAAUUCUUAUCUGGGAUCUCGACAGUAAGAAAAUGUUCAAGUGGCAGCAGCAAAAAUCCGUCUGGUUUGCAAUGGAUGCGAAGAGUACAAUGCGAAGAGUCAAAGAUGGUAGUAACAUAGUUGUGAGUGAUGCAUUACGAUUAUGGAGUGGUGGUUUGGAUAAUACGGUCCGCUCCUGGGAUUUACGUGAACGUGUCCAGUUGCAGCAGCAUGAUUUCCAGUCACAGAUCUUCUCGCUUGGUUGCUGUCCAUGUGAUGAUUGGGUUGCCGUAGGUAUGGAGAAUAGCAACGUGGAAGUGCUGCAUGUUAAUAAAGCAGACAGGUUUGUACUUUUGUGGCGUAAUUCAUGA
This is a messenger RNA of Gongylonema pulchrum, 1527 nucleotides long. The record is from the annotation of a GenBank genome assembly. Lineage: Eukaryota; Metazoa; Nematoda; Chromadorea; Rhabditida; Gongylonematidae.